UCUGAUCCCCACAUUUCUGGCUGUAUUUGAGCUAUGAAAAAGUAAUUUGAAAGUAACUGUGGGGAGCAGGCAGUUGUCUUAGACUGGCAUUUUCAGGCUGUCCUCUGGCAUUAGGUACCUUGUCUCAGUGAACUUUAAGUAACUUGCAUUUGGUUUUGGAGAUGCCAACAUUUGUAGAUCUCUCUCCUAAGCAACAGCAAAGUACCACUUUGUAAAAACAUUUAUCGACUCAGAAGCCAGCUUUUACAAUGGAAUUAUUUGCAUGUCCUCAGCUGGAGUAGUUUUACAACUAUGAAGAACAGUCCUCUGAGAGGAAAUCUAAGGGGUUUUGUCCCAUGCUCUUACUGAUUCCUUUCCCUUUUUCACCUCAGAAAUCGUGAAAUUUAUUCCCUGUUAUAAAUUUGCUGUUUGUAGAUAUCUAAAUCAGUGAAUCAUCUGUCUUCCUUCACAGAUGCCCUCAUAACAUGUCUAAUUGGAUCAGUCUGUGGUACAUCUGGUUAAUCUUGCUGACUCUGUUCCUGCUUCUGCUCUGUGGGAUCACAGCGAGCUGCAUCAAAUUCUGCUGCCAAAAGAAGAGGCUUCCAGUGGAAACCUUCUCUAGGCACCCUUAUGAUUUAACAGUUAUUGCUAUUGACAGUGACAGCACUGCCCAUAGCACAGUGACCUCAUACAGCUCAUGGCAGUAUCCUUUAAGUGCCCCUAUUGCUUCGGUAUUUGUGGAUAUGGAUAAGAACACUGUAUCACUUCCAGCUUACAGUCUCUAUGCAAUGGAGUUGCCACCUUCUUACGAUGAAGCUGUCCAAAUGAGUAAACAACAAGUACCACAGAUAAGCCAGAAAUGCAAUGACAUCCCUGGACAGGUGACAUCUGGUGGGAUGAAUCCUGUCCAGUAUUCACCUGAUACAAGCAACAUAUAUCCAGCAACACAGGCAAAUUCAGGAAAUUCGGAAGAUGCAACACAAGAACAGCUGCAGCUCUGUGACUUGUUUCAGAUAGGGAGUAAAGGAAGGGAAGGAGAGUAAAAGUUAAAGAAGACAUGAAGAGUUUGGUUUUCCAAGUAGGUUAUGAUGGAAAGAUGUUUCCUUUCAUACCCUUGUAAUGAUCUGUCAGAUAGAAGAAAUGUUUUUGUGACUGCUAUUAUCUCCUGGUACAGCUUCUUCAAGGAUACAAAAUGAAGUAAAAGGGCAACAGUUUAAAAAUGCCUAUAAAAGUGGGACAAAGUAAAAGGGCAGCAGUUUAAAAAUGCCUGUAAAAGUGGGACAUGAAUUGCUUGUUCACAUUCUGAUAAAAAUAAUAAAAAUAUUCCUUGUGUCCAGCAUAUGGCAAUAAAAAAAGGCAGGGGAAUUUUGCCACCUCGGGAACACACACGAAGAGUCAGAACAGUACAAACAGCAAGCUGUUGUUCCAGAACAGAAGCUUCCCAGACUGGAGUGGAAAGGGGAAUCCUAGCAAGUCACACUGAAUAGCCUCUGUAGUUUCUCUUCUUUUGAGAACAUUAACUGCCCAGAAAAUGGCUGGAGUGCAAAUUGCUGCAUAAUGGCCCAUGCUCCUUAAACUGCAGGACAAACAAGGACAGGAAAGCCUGUAGAGGGAAAUGUAUUGUGCUGUGUUUCACAGCUAGACACAAAGAAUGAGGCAGAUGAGAAAAGAUACUUUCUUUGUCAGUCACGAAACCCAAAGGGAUUGUUUUCGAGGUUUUUUAAAUCUUCAAACUUGCAUUUUCAAGGCCAGCUGGCUUGUGGGCUGAACCCUUUUGCUACUUAGUUUUGCCAGUUAAAGUACAAAUUAAUCUCAAAGAAACACUUUUGCACAUGGUUAAGCAUUACUAAUGUGUAUCAAAUUUUCAUCAAAUAUUUCAAAGAUGGCUUUAUACCUGAUUAUCUGCUCAGGUGUCAGGAUCACAGUCAGUACAGAAAGAAAUCAAAGAUUCCUGACAGCUGUGCCAUCUAGCAUAAGUUGUAACUACAAAAUACCAUAGUACAGUCUGGGCAAUAGUCCAGAGAAAUUACUCUUUAGAGAUGAUUCUUUGUGAGGUACUGAUGGCAAGGAUAACUGCUAUGCAUCAUGUUAAAACUGGGAGCUUGGAGUUGAUUACAGUGAUAGCCCAAGCAAAAAUAUGGGCUAUGAGAGGCCUUGUUUAAAAUGACAGCUUUUUUCCUUUUCUUGCCCCUCCACUAUUCCAAACAGUAUGAAUUUUGUCCACUCCUGAGUAGUGGUUUUCUUUGAAUCCACUUUAGCAAGGUGCUAAUUUGUCUACCUUUAAAAACACGUGUAAUCUGCAGGAUGGUUCAUUGCUGUGGGGUUAUCUAUGGGAUAUGAUCAGGAAAGAAAGUGUUAGAUCAGAGUUAAUGUUGACUGAUGUUCAACUAACAAGAAUAUGACUGAUAGUCUUAAUUUUUGCUGAAGUUGCUUUGGUAGCUGUGAAAAGGGUCUGCCUCCUGCAAAUAUUUAGGUGACUGCCAUUAAUAAGUAGUAGAAGUGGUGGGUACAAAGUCUUGCACAGCUUUUAGAAGACUAUUCUGUGUCAAGCAUUACUGCAAGAACUACCCUGGAAAUGAGCACUAAUGAUUUAAAAAUUAAGAUCUCUGCCAGCCAACAGGACUGAGACUAGAAUCUGCUACACAUUUAUGGUAUAUGAGCUGCUCAUGAGUCCAUCUCUCAACACAAAGAAGUGUUGGUUCUGUGUUUAACUUGCAUAUAGCUUACUGUAAGGGUUGCAGGGAGAGACUGGUUUAACAGAUCUGCUUCUCUUCUGUCUUGUCUGUCUUUCUUAAUUGUACUUCUCCUGUUCUGUCCUUUGCCUGCCUUUUCUGUGUCAAGAUGGAGACUAGGCAUAACCCAGUGUAACUACUUGGAUGUUUCUAACUGGAAAAGCAAUAUAUGCCCAGUCCUGGGUGUCUCUGAGUCACAAAUAUAGCAGAUGUGUUUUUAUUUAUAGAACUUUUCCAUCAGGGUAGCACUCAGAAACAAAUCCUAUGCCUUUUGAAGAAGCAAUAUCUGUUGGAGGGGAAUGGCUGAGUGCUCACUCGCUAAUACAAACAGGAAUAUAAACCCAGGCAAAUGAAAAAACAGUGACUGUCACAGGAGGGCAGGCCUUCACUUUCCUGUGUAUUACGCUUAUAUUACCACUGGGAACAGCUUUGUAACCAACUAGCUGUCGGUGCUGCAAAGCUGUGAGGGUGCUUCUAAGGCUCGGGUUUGCUCGGUUCUCCAGCGAUCACUCAAAGAUUGAGCUUGCUUGAGGAGGAUGGGAGAAUAAUCACUGUUUGACUUCUCUUUCCUUCAUGCUUUUGCUUACACAGUAACACUGAAGGAAGUGAGUUUGUGUGUGUGUAUGUAAGAAGCAAGUGUCAUUUGACAUGGCAUAGUGAAUGAAGAACUUGUUUUUUUCCCUGGCUUCCUAGGAAGAAGGGCUUAAUCUGGUGGGGUUUUUCUAACACCUAAGAAAAAGCCUUUUGUCUUGCCCAGGCUCCUGCCUUGUAACAUGGGUCAUUAAUUUAAACACAAAAUACAUGUUAACAUAAACUCCUGACCUAAUCAACCUGCAGGAACACAGGAAUUUCUUUGCAUGCCAAAAGUGGUUCAGUUGGCUCCUCAGUAGUGAUGUGUCAGCCCUUUAUCACAAUCGACUGGCUCGUCACAGACAGUUGGUAAACAAAGUUGUCCCCAGUCCUUUGUCUUUGAGAAAGCAGGUUCCACGCACAACUGUUCAUUAGUUACAUCUCCACUUCACAGGUUACUUCAGAUCAACAGCAUUGCAGAAGUUAUCCUGACUAGGGGAUUUACAGAUUCCAUUUAAACUCCUACAGCAAAGAAAGAGCUCUCUUCCCAUCUUGAGAACAGUUUCUAUUUGUGUAGUAAAUCCCGUAAAUCCAUCAAUUAGAAUCAUUAGUUGCAUGUGGGAACACAGUGAGAGAAAAUGACCCUUUACUGAACUAAUGUCAGAUAAAAGAAUUAAAAGGGCCAUCUCCUGAAUCCUGGUCCAGACAAGCAACACCUUGAAAGUGUUGCUCUCAUAUGCCUUUCAUAGCACUAAAUAGGAGGCAGUAGAAUGUAAAAGAGCAUCUGUUGAUCACCUGGGUCAUUUCUGUUUGAUAGGAUAAGUUGGAGAAAGACAGACUUUCUUGUUAUUAUCUAUAAAAAUAAGCUUAGUGGCCAGCUUUCACUCAAUAUGUGUUUUUGCAAUACUAUGGAAAGGGACACUAUGAGCUCCUAACCCUACUGUAUGGUUAGAAUAAACUUGUUUGCUUUACCUGAUAUUUUAAAGGUCAGUAAGCAAAUCCAAAAAUGUGGCAUGGAGAUUGAUGCUCUGUCUUCAUUCUUACUGCUGUUUUGCAUUAAAGUUUCUCUCUUGA
This is a messenger RNA of Melopsittacus undulatus (budgerigar), 4355 nucleotides long. It is a transcript of the gene TMEM52, whose product is annotated as transmembrane protein 52. The transcript has 3 exons. The coding region runs from base 465 to 1022 and encodes 185 amino acids. The record is from RefSeq and is a predicted model, not a curated record. Lineage: Eukaryota; Metazoa; Chordata; Aves; Psittaciformes; Psittaculidae.